AUGCUCGAUCGGACUACCACUAACCAGUAUCAUUAUUAUCAACCUGGUAUUGGCACGUAUGUGACUUCGGCCUCACUUUCACAUAGCGGCUUCACUAGAAAGAUCAAGUCUGCGUAUGUGAAAGCGAAAGACGCUGCGGUCGGGUCAACAUUGGCUGACCAUGUCAUGGGUGGUUAUAAAUUUUUGAUGCGAUAUUACUGCCCUGGGGAUCAAAUCUACUUCUUUGGCUUCAGUCGCGGAGCAUAUGUUGCCCGCUUCCUCGCUGAAAUGCUGGACAAGAUCGGCCUUCUGGAGGCGGGCAAUGAAGAGCUGAUACGGUUUGUCUGGAAGACAUUUGCAAAGUGGCAACAAUGCAGCGGCGACACCACGGAAGACAAGGCCCAGAAGGAAAAGCUAGAGGAAUACAUGAGGGCAUUUAAAGAGACAUUCUGCCAUCCUGUCCCCAACCUUCGCUUCUUGGGCCUGUUCGACACUGUCAAUAGUGUACCCCGAUUUGAACGGGCCUGGAUGAGUCACAACCGAUUUCCUUAUACUGCCCGCACCUCAGCCAAGGUGAUCCGCCAUGCAGUGAGUAUCGAUGAACGUCGGGCCAAAUUCCGCCAGGAUCUCAUCUCAGAGGUCAAGCCGACGGGGAGGGAACACCGAUUUCGGUUGCGUGAGCACCUGGAGAAACACCAUGUGCAUCUCCCCCAUCAUACUCACCACCAGCGACAUAAUGGCCGCUUGCCGGAUUCUGCUCAGCAACCUAGUCCUGUUGCUUCUUCCGCGUCGUCCGAGAGCGAGAAAACCGACAACGUGCAGGACAUCGAAGAGGUAUGGUUUCCCGGAUGCCACACAGAUAUCGGCGGAGGAUGGCCAUUGAGACCAGGCGAAUAUGCUCUCAGCCAUGUGCCAUUGGUGUGGAUGGUUCACAAUGCACAGAAGGCAGGACUGCGAUUCGAACCAGAGAAGUUGAGACGCUUCGCCUGCUCAAGCGAGGCAACUGGAGAUCAUGCCGAACACUCACAAGGAGAAAAUACUCCAGGAACUAUGAAUAACGGUGCAGCCCAGAACGAACAAGAAGGACACGAAGGAAAAGAGAGUCCCGCGUCUGAUUUCGAGUGUUUUCUCCACAAGUCCAGCACAGAUUCACGAAUGCACGACGCUCUCCGAUUUGGCAAAGGGGUUCGCUGGACCACUGUUCUUUCCUGGAAAGUCAUGGAAUAUCUGCCCUUCCGUCGGAUGGACUUGCAGGAAGAUGGCUCUUGGAAACCCAUUCGGUGGCCUCUGCCUUGCGGAGAAGUGCGCGACAUUCCUGAUGAUGCCAAGAUCCACGUUUCAGCCAUUCGUCGUUUGAAGUCAGACCCAGAAUAUCGGCCGGGUAACCUAAUCAUGGGAGGUGGAGGAAGAGGGAAGAAAAAAGCACCAAAAGAAUGCGGAAUCGGGGAGUGGCAGAUGGCUGAAUAUCCUGGCUGUCCUAUAAAAGAAACAUAUGUGCGCAAGCCGUUAUCAAAGGAGGCGCACCAUAUGGACCAUUAA
Aspergillus lentulus is the source of this 1518-nucleotide messenger RNA. RefSeq names its product T6SS phospholipase effector Tle1-like catalytic domain-containing protein. The record is from RefSeq and is a predicted model, not a curated record. NCBI's taxonomy places the organism in Eukaryota, Fungi, Ascomycota, Eurotiomycetes, Eurotiales, Aspergillaceae.